AUGGCAGAUUACAACGGUGGCAACAGCUAUUACUCUGGAAACGAAUCAAGUCCAAAUAUGAAUGAGGAGUUUAUUAGCAAUAAACGACAAAGGUUGGACACGCAGCAGCAGCCAGACGCCAACGCUACUUCGGAUUUCUUGAAUUUUGACUACAAUGCAAUCGUUGAUGCAACGGCAAAUAACACAGCAAUACCCGAGGAUUUCUUCAUGUUUGUCACUGACAGCAAUCAAGAUGCGAAUCAAGCCAUCAGCACUCGAAGCUCUAUCCCAUCUUCUACCAGCAGCAUCGCAUCACCACAGCAGCAGCAAGCUAUCCAGCAGCAACCUCAACUGACGCAGCAGUUGCCAAUCCAACAGCCUCCUCUUCAGCAGCAACCGCUUCAACAGCAGACACCACCUGGCAACGAUCCUCCUAAUCAUUCUGUACAUACCAUUGUUGUAGGAGGAAGGCCGUUCCGUCUUAGCUGGGAAUCACUCAAAAGUGAUGGCCCUAGCAACUUUUUCGUCGAGUAUUUUAGAAAGAGGAGGACAGCCAAAGCCAUGCACAUUGAUCGCGAUCCAGAUACAUUUGAGCUCAUUGUGCGCCAUUUACGGGGCUAUUAUAUUCGGUCUCAAGACGAUAUACAACACCAAUCUCUACUAUGCGAUGCUACUUACUAUGGAUUAAAUCGUCUGAAAAAGACACUGCAGGAACAUUUGUAUGUCAAUGUUGGUGGACGAGUUUUUCGAUUACCAUGGAAUUUAUUUCAAAAAGACGGCACCCAUAAUUUUUUUACGGGACCUCUGAUGCAUUCACUGCUAUCGCCUCAUACAGAAGACGGGAAUUCACCACCAAUUUACAUUGACAGAGAUCCUGACAUUUUUGCAGACAUUGUAAAUCAUCUCCGAGGUUACACCAUUCAUAUCAGAGACGAAGUGCAUAGGAAAAACUUGUUAAGGGAUGCACAAUAUUACGUAUUUAGACAAUUAAGUGAUAAGCUACUCACGGCACAACAGACAGUGGCAGGGUUUGGUGAUGGUAGUAACCCGGAAGUUUUGCUGCUCUUACAGGAUAUGCGAGUUGUCAACAUGCUGCCAUCGCAGGCAAUGAAACAGGACAAAUCGUACACCAUACAAGACAUGUCAUCUGCCCGAGAUUGGAGUCUGACUCAGUUACAGUACAAGCGCAUUGCGGAAGGACCCCCUCAUGCACUAUUGGUGCAGGUGUCUGAUUUAUCUAUGCAAAUUCACAAGACUGCCGCCAAUACAACCAGAUUGCUGUUCGAGAUGAAUGAAUCAGAUUUGAAAAAGAUGAGAAACAUGGCACAUGUUGCCAAGGCAACGCAGGGCGUACGAAUGGAAAUCUUUCUGGAUGAAUAUUGCGCAAUUAAUAUUGACGAUAAUCAAGUACAAUCAUUACAAGAUUGCAUAGACCAGGAUUUAAUAGAGACCAACUGGGAGCCAUGCCAAAAAGCAGAUCACCAGGAUUGUCAAAUGUCAAGGCUCAUUCUUCAGCGGGCUAUUUGCGGUGUGCAUGUCAUUGACUCUAUGAUAACUCUAUGUGCAUUAAGAUUUGAAUGUAUUAGCUCAAAAUAUAGACUCAACCUCAAGAGACAAUUCUUGUCUAAUUAA
Mucor velutinosus is the source of this 1611-nucleotide messenger RNA. RefSeq lists its product as uncharacterized. The transcript has 2 exons. The record is from RefSeq and is a predicted model, not a curated record. Gene Ontology annotation, molecular function: protein binding. Bases 1 to 1611 code for a protein of 536 amino acids. NCBI's taxonomy places the organism in Eukaryota, Fungi, Mucoromycota, Mucoromycetes, Mucorales, Mucoraceae. Gene Ontology annotation, biological process: protein homooligomerization.